This is a messenger RNA of Hevea brasiliensis (rubber tree), 1143 nucleotides long. Its product is annotated as large ribosomal RNA subunit accumulation protein YCED homolog 1, chloroplastic-like. Bases 20 to 997 code for a protein of 325 amino acids. The record is from RefSeq and is a predicted model, not a curated record. Lineage: Eukaryota; Viridiplantae; Streptophyta; Magnoliopsida; Malpighiales; Euphorbiaceae. The transcript has 2 exons.
GUGAUUUAAGGAAACAAAGAUGUCUUUUGUGCUCUUCACAUCCUCAAUAGCUCCAACCUCAGUUGUUAACCGAUACAAAGUACACAAUUUGGUACGUCAGAAAAAUUAUUCUUCAAAUUCCAGCUUUUCCAUUGUUCACUACAAAUGUUCAUGGGCUAGUAUGGUGGGCAUAUGUAAAAUCUUUAGAAACAAUUCACUCAGUAUUCAAAACUUUGCUGCAAGAGAUUCCAUGGGCCCUGACAAUCAGAAGUUCACUGAUGUAUCUUUUGAUUGGGAAGAUCAAGAGCAAGAAGACCCUGAAGAUGUGGGGUCACCAUGGGAUGGUGCAGUUAUUUACAGGAGAAACCCUUCAAUCUCGCAUAUAGAAUACUGUACAACCUUGGAGAGGUUGGGAUUAGAAAAUCUUUCAACUGAUAUUUCAAAAUCAAGGGCUUCAGUUUUGGGAUUACGUGUCACAAAAGCCGUGAAGGAUUAUCCACUUGGAAUUCCUGUUCAGAUCUCCGUUGAUGUGACCAAGAAGAAGCAAAAGUUGAGGCUUGAUGGGAUCAUUAAGACUGUUAUCACUUUAGGUAGCAACCGGUGUGGUGAACCAACUGCCAAGAGCAUAUAUUCCAACUUCUCUAUAUUACUGACCGAGGAACCCAUUGAAGAACCAGAGAUUAUCAAUAUGGGAGUGAUCUUUGGUAAAGACAAAUUUAAGUCUUCUAUGGCAAGCAGCAUGGAAGAAGAGGAUGAUGAUGAUGCUUCAAUUGAUUGGGAUGACAGGUUGUACUUUCCUCCUGAAGAAAAGGAAAUCGAUAUUUCAAAGCACAUAAGAGACCUAGUACAUGUAGAAAUUAGCAUAAAUGCAAUAUGUGACCCAAGUUGCAAAGGUCUGUGCCUCAAUUGUGGUACAAAUUUGAACACUAGUAGUUGUAGCUGUAGCAAAGAGAGGAUUAAAGAGAAAGGUUAUGGCCCUCUUAAAGAUUUACGAAAACAAAUGCAGUCAAAAGGUUAGCUUAGUUGCAUCUCAUGUCUAGCUAUACAUGCCUUUUUCUGCCCAAUGCCAUCAUUUCAUUUUACUUCCUUACAAGUGGGGAGCAGUGUUUUUUUUUAUUUUUGGAAUAUUCCAGACAAUAAUUUAUAAUGUACCAUUAUAAGCAA